AUGCAGAGAUUCAAAGCUCUGCUACCGCUAACUAGGUCCUCACUUCGCACUCUCCGUUCUCACCCUCGAGCUUUGUCCGCUCAACCAAAUUACGCAGAGCAUGACGACGGCGAUUACCAGGAACAGAUUUUAGUCGAAGGAAGAGCGAAAUCACGGGCGGCUAUUCUCAACAGACCUUCUUCCCUGAACUCGCUCAAUGCUUCCAUGGUUGCUCGAUUGAAGAGGCUGUAUGAUUCCUGGGAAGAGAACUCUGAUAUUGGCUUUGUUUUGAUGAAGGGUAGUGGCAGAGCUUUCUGUUCUGGUGCAGAUGUUCUUAGGCUUUAUCACUCACUCAACGGAGAUGACGCAGAGGUUGCCAUUUUGGAUGGAAUAACAAUGGGAUGCGGAUCUGGAAUUUCUUUACCAGGGAUGUUCCGUGUGGUAACUGAUAAAACUGUAUGUGAUAUCUUCUUUUUUUCUCACCCAGAGGCUCAAAUAGGUUUCCACCCAGAUGCAGGAGCUUCUUAUAUUUUGUCUCACCUACCUGGCUACUUAGGGGAAUACUUGGCCCUUACAGGUGAUAAGCUUAAUGGUGUUGAAAUGAUUGCAUGCCACCUUGCUACUCAUUAUUCACUAAAUGCAAGGCUUGCUUUACUUGAAGAACGCCUUGGUAAACUAAUCACAGAUGAACCUUCUGUUGUGGAGGCAUCCCUUGCACAGUAUGGUGAUCUUGUUUAUCCAGAUAAGAGCAGUGUCCUUCACAGUGAAAAAUACCUCAACAACACAGGGCACUUCGAAGAAAUGAGGGUCUGUCUUGUUAGGCAGUUGAAUGACUCUUGGUGUGGAUUACUUAAUGCCCAUAAUUGGUGGAUUGAUGAAGAAGAUCGUGGAAUCGUUGAAUUCAUGUGUGCAACAGGUGCUCAAAACCUCGUUGGCUUGGAUGACGGUCAUAGAGAAAUUGUCAGGGAGGGUGCGCAAGGUAGGCAGGGGCCACAACUUAAAAAAAGGAAAAGAGGCGCAAAAUUGGGUUGGUUCAUUCUUCUUGGGCGAGGAUGGAUUGAUACUAUCGACAGAUGUUUCAGUCACGAAACUGUUGAGGAAAUUAUUGAAGCUUUGGAGAAAGAGGCUGCCGAGUCGUAUGACGAAUGGAGCUCGACUACUCUAAGGAGAAUAAGAGAAGCCUCCCCAUUGAGUUUAAAAGUUAUCUUACGAUCUAUACGUGAAGGUAGAUUUGAAACUCUCGAUAAAUGUCUUGUACGUGAGUACCGUGUGUCCCUACGUGGAAUUUCAAAGCAUGUCUCCUCCGAUUUCUUUGAGGGUGUUCGAGCAAGAAUGGUUGAUAAAGAUUUUGCACCAAAGUGGGAUCCUCCUAAUUUAAAAGAAAUAUCAGAGGACAUGGUUGACUACUAUUUCUCUCCGUUAGAGUCUGAACUAGUGCUACCAACAGCUUUGCGAGAACCUUACAUAAAACUACGCACACUAAGAUCUUUGGUCCUUGAUAGAAUGCCCCGGGGAAAAAGAAAUAAAGGCAUUAUAAUGUUUGAUCUUGUAUAUGAGUAA
Messenger RNA from Sphenostylis stenocarpa, 1539 nucleotides. The record is from the annotation of a GenBank genome assembly. Lineage: Eukaryota; Viridiplantae; Streptophyta; Magnoliopsida; Fabales; Fabaceae.